AUGGCACCCAGCAAACGAAAAGCUGACAACGUCGUGGAGACGGCGUCCAGCAAGCGUCCGAAGUCAGAGAAACCCACAUCCGACAGGAAGACGCAAGCUUCAAACAAAUCAGACGCAGAAAACGGUUCGAGCAAGAGGAGGGAAAAGGCCUCAGAAAAGCCUGAAAGUAAAUCAAUCUUGUCAAAAGAACUACCUGCCUUCCCUCGAGGCGGCGCCAGCCUCUUGACUCCGCUCGAGAAGAAACAGAUCAACGCGAAAGCCUGGAGAGAUGCACAAAGAGAAGAUGGCGCGCCCGCUGCUGACUUCUUUGGCGCUGAUGGCGCUGACAGUGCCGGAUCCAACCUUUCGUCAGAUGCCGAAGCCGACGUCAAGCCAAAACCUCGAGGCAAAGACCAAAAGGCCAAAUCCUCUAAAUCGAAAAAUGGCAUUGCGAAGAUCCGAGACACAAAGAUCGGUGGUUUGAACUAUAAGCGCAUAACGACCGGCUCUCUGGUCCUAGGCCAGAUCAUCUCCAUCUCUGACCGGGACCUGACUGUCGCACUGCCGAACAACCUGGUCGGCUUUGUUCCGAUCACAGCGAUAUCCGCUCAGCUUAGCGCCAAGAUUCAGAGUCUGCUGGAGGACAGUAACAAGGACGAUGAAAGCGAGGACGACGACGACAUUGACCUGAACGGCUAUUUCUCCGUUGGCCAGUAUCUGCGAGUUGCUGUAAUCUCAACAGGACAGGAUGUUGGCCCGUCUGGGGCCCAUUCGAGGAAGCGCAUCGAGCUCUCGGUCGAGCCAAGCGCGGUCAAUAAUGGUCUAUCGAAACUGGCCCUAGCCCAAGGCGUUACCGUCCAAGUAUCGGUGCACAGUGUGGAAGAUCAUGGUCUUGUGGUCGACCUUGACCUUGAAGGAUCAGAAUCACGUGGAUUCGUCCCCUCUAAGAACCUCCCGUCUGGCAUCUCAAUAGCCGGAGUCAAAGUUGGCGCCGUGAUGCUGUGUCAAGUUGUUAAGGCCGAUGCAAGUAACAAGGUCAUCAGGCUCUCGGCGGACCUGUCCGACCAAAAAGCCUUGAAAAAUGCUCCUAGUGUUGAUGCUUAUCUUCCCGGCACGGUUGCGGAAAUACUUCUGACAGAAGUCCAAAGUACCGGCCUAGUCGGCAAGAUCAUGGGCAUGCUCACAGCGACGGCGGAUCUUGUCCAAUCAGGUGCAUAUCUUGACAAGGAUACCUUCGUGGACAAGUACCAAGUUGGUGCUAAAGUUAAAGGUCGCCUGAUCUGUACAUUUCCGCUAUCUGACGACAACAGACUCGGCUUUAGUACCCUCGAUCAUGUUCUCAAGCUGCAGGACACUGCCCAGGCUGGCACACAAGCCAUUGGAAGCAUAGUACCAUCGGCUACGGUGACUACUGUUGAAACCGGGCUCGGCAUCUAUCUGAGUCUGGGAAGAGACCGAAAUGGUUUUGCGCACAUUUCACGGCUGUCUGAUAAGCGCGUUGAAUCCAUUGAAGCUACAAUAGGUCCCUUCAAGGUAGGCUCGCAGCACAAAGCCCGCAUCACCGACUACAACGCUGUCGAUGCCGUGUACAUCGUGUCACUACAGGAAUCGGUCAUCAACCGGGAGUUCCUUCGUCUAGAAGACGUUCCCGUUGGUCAGCGGGUGACGGCGGUCAUCGAGAAAGUCCUUAUUGGUCCGACUGGUAUCAAGGGCGUAAUUGCCAGGAUUACAGAAAGCAUCUCUGGAUACAUUCCGGAGCAGCACUUAUCCGAUGCAGUACUGUCGAAUCCCGAAAAGAAAUUCCGAGAAGGGGUCACAGUCAAAGCACGGAUUCUCUCCACUGAUCUCAAUAAGCGUCAAAUUCGACUGACUCUGAAAAAGUCGCUGGUCAACAGUGAUGCGAAGAUCUGGAAGCAGUACUCGGACAUCACUGUUGGUGACUCUACUGUGGGCGCCUUGGUCAAAAUUGACUCUAGCGGCGCUCUUGUGCAGUUUUUCGGAGCUGUUAAAGGUUUUCUACCUGUUGCUGAGAUGAGCGAGGCGUACAUCAAAGAUGCUCGGGAGCACUUCCGCGUAGGUCAGGUAGUCACUGUCAACGCCAUCAGUAUCAAUGCGGAAGACGGAAGGCUUACUGUCUCGUGUCGAGAUUCCAACACCACAGACCAGUCUUCGGAGUCUGUUGUGGCGUCACUCAAGGCAGGGUCUCUGGUGACUGGCAACGUCUUCGAGAAGUCUGAGCACGACAUUCUUCUCCGAUUAGAAAACUCGUCUGCGAUAGCUCGUCUAACCGUCGAUCAUAUGUCUGACGGCUCACUGAAGAAACGUCAAGCUGCUUUGAGCAAGAUCAGAGUUGGGCAGAGACUCGAGAAUCUAAUGAUCCUAGAUGUGCAGCCUAAGCGCCGUCUAGUCGUUCUUUGCAAUCGUCCAAGCCUCAUCAAGGCAGCGAACAACGGCAAGCUCCUGAGAAGUUUUGAGGAACUCGAUGUCGGGAAAGCAGUAACAGGUGUUGUGUCCAACAUCACCUCUGACGGAGUCUAUGUCUCUUUUGCCUCCCGAAUCAGUGGACUCAUAACUCCCCGAAACGUUCCGGAAGGACAACAAGCAUCACCAGAUUUCGGAAUGACCAAGUUGCAGCCAGUCACUGCAACAGUAGCUUCGGUGGACUACAAGGGUGCGACACCCAGAUUCUGGCUGACUAUGAAUGAAGCAGCAGAGAAGGCAGAAGUCGCUAUGCCAAAUGCUGGCGUUAGCUUCAAACCAAUCGCGGACCCCAUCGAUCCUGCCAUCCAGUCUGAAGCCGACCUCACUGUCAACACUGUUACCAAGGCUCGCAUCUUGUCUGUCAAAGACUCGCAGCUGAACGUGGAGCUUGCGAAGGACGUUCAGGGCCGUGUAGACGUGUCCGAGAUCUUUGACACAUGUGAUGACAUCAAGGAUCGAAAGAAGCCCUUGGGAAAAUAUGUGGCGAAACAGACUAUCGAUGUCAAAGUCAUUGGUGCACAUGACACACGAAACCAUCGCUUCUUACCUUUGAGCCAUCGCAGAGGCAAAAAUGUUGUCUACGAGCUCAGCGCGAAACCCAGUGCGCUAAGAGACAGCUCGGUAAAGCCGCUCGGCUAUGAAGAUCUCAAAGUCGGCGACAGCUAUCUCGCUUUCGUGAACAAUACAGGCACCGAUUUUGUGUGGGCCAAUAUAUCGCCAGCAAUUCGUGGCCGCAUCAAGAUUGUGGAUAUUUCAGACGAUCUAUCUUUGGCAGCGGAUUUGAUGACCAACUUUCCUGUUGGCUCUGCUCUACGUGUCAGAGUCGUUUCCGUGGAUGCUGAGAAAGGAAGACUAGACCUGUCCGGCAAGCUUGCAGCGAAUUCGAAAGACGUCUCGAUCAAAGACAUCAGUGUUGGUCAGAUUCUCCCCGGACGUGUGACUAAAAUUACCGACCGAGCGGUCAUUGUGUCUCUGAGCGACAGCGUAGUUGGGGCAAUCGACCUUAUUGAUCUGUCGGACGACUACAGCGAAUCCAACCUUGCAAAGUUUCGAAAGAAUGAGAUAAUGCGUGUUUGCGUUGUGCAGGUUGACGAGGCCAACAAAAAAGUUUCGCUCUCCGUACGACCUUCCAGGAUUCUAAGCUCUUCUUUACCCGUCGCCGACCCCGAGGUAACCAACGUCAACGAUCUCGAGGUCAAUGACAUCUACCGUGGAUUCAUCAAACAUGUUGACGACAAGGGCAUUUUCGUAAUGCUUGGUCAUGGCAUCACGGCAUUUGUCCGCGUGACCCAUUUGUCCGACUCCUAUCUCAAGGAGUGGAAGGACAGCUUCCAGCGUGAUCAGCUUGUGAAGGGCAAGAUCAUCUCGGUUGACAAAACCUCUGGUCACAUUCAAAUGAGUCUGAAAGAAUCCAUACUGACGUCUGAUUACAGUCCUCCGCUCAAGUUCACGGACUUGGAGGUGGGCAGUAUCGUGACAGGAAAGGUUGCCAAGGUCGAGGAUUUCGGCGUCUUCAUCGUUGUGGACAAUUCGGAGAAGAUCCGAGGUCUGUGCCAUCGCAGCGAAAUUGCUGAGAAGAGGAUAGAGGACCCACGCAAGCUAUUCAGUGAAGGCGAUGCUGUGAAGGCGAUGGUUGUGAAGGUCGAACUUAACAAGCGAAGAGUGAACUUUGGUCUUAAGGCCUCCUACUUUGACAACGAAAGCGAACCACUGUCUGAUGAUCAGAGCGAUAGCGACCUUGAGAUGCACGAUGACGGCGAUGAUGAGUCCGUGGAUGGUAUGGACGUUGACGGCGUCAGUGACAGUGACGAGGACGCAGGGGCAGAGCUCGAAGACGCGUCUGCAGAGGACGAUGACAUUGAUGAGGAUGAGAUGGCCAGCGGAAGCUCCGACGAUUCUAGUGCCGAUGAAGAGAAGAAGCCGCAAAUCUCUUCCAGUUUGAAAGUUGGCGGCUUUGACUGGCACGGCAUGUCAUCACAAGCCGGCAAUACGCGCAACCACCAGGAGUCUGAUGCAGAGUCGGAAAAGACCACGGAGAAGCCAAAGAAGCGCAAAAAGCGAGCCGACAUUCAAGUCGACCAUACAGGUGAGCUCGAUGCCAAUGGGCCUCAAUCCUCGGAUGAUUUCGAACGCCUCCUACUUGGCGAGCCGGACUCGUCAUUGCUGUGGCUGCAAUACAUGGCUUUCUACAUUAACCUUGGCGAUGUCGAUCAAGCACGACAGAUUGGCGAGAGAGCACUCAAAUCCAUCGGACUUGGCCAAAGCGAAGAGAAGCAGAACAUCUGGGUCGCGUUGCUUAACCUCGAGGUCACGUAUGGCGACGAUGAGACUCUCGAUGCAACAUUUAAGCGGGCUUGCGAGUACAAUGACCCUCAGGAGAUGCAUUCGCGACUUGUCAGCAUCCUCAUUCAUACUCAAAAGUACGACAAGGCGGAUGAGAUGUUCCAGACCAUGCUCAAGAAGUAUACACAGAGUCCGAAAAUAUGGACCAACUACGCGGCCUUCCUUUUCGACACCAAGGGCGAUGCAGACAGAGCCAGAGAACUUCUCCCACGAGCUCUACAGACGUUGCCCAAGUUCACGCACCUGGACCUAACGUCCAAGUUUGCUCAACUCGAGUUCAAGUCGGAAGCGGGUGUCGCUGAGCGAGGGCGAACCAUCUUUGAAGGUCUCAUCAACUCGUUUCCAAAGCGAGUGGAUCUCUACAACGUGUUGCUGGAUCUUGAAACCAAAGUGGGCAACGAAGAACAGAUCCGCGCCCUCUUCGAACGGCUCUUCACACGGAAGUUGAAGCCCAAGCAGGCCAAGUACUUUUUCAAGCGGUGGCUGACCUUUGAAGAGCAACAGGGGGACGAGCGGCGAGUUGAAGAGGUCAAAGCAAAGGCGGCCACGUGGGUUCGAUCGGCUGGUCAGGGCUGA
Messenger RNA from Cyphellophora europaea CBS 101466, 5379 nucleotides. RefSeq lists its product as uncharacterized. Bases 1 to 5379 code for a protein of 1792 amino acids. Gene Ontology annotation, molecular function: RNA binding; protein binding. The transcript has a single exon. NCBI's taxonomy places the organism in Eukaryota, Fungi, Ascomycota, Eurotiomycetes, Chaetothyriales, Cyphellophoraceae. Gene Ontology annotation, biological process: rRNA processing. The record is from RefSeq and is a predicted model, not a curated record. Gene Ontology annotation, cellular component: small-subunit processome; nucleolus; nucleus.